CGACCGCAGCUGCGCCCUCCCUUUGCCCCCCGGAACUAUGGGCUUCCCCUUCUUCGGGGAGACACUGCAGAUGGUGCUGCAGCGAAGGAAGUUCCUGCAGAUGAAGCGCAGGAAAUACGGCUUCAUCUACAAGACGCAUCUGUUCGGACGGCCCACGGUGCGGGUGAUGGGCGCCGACAACGUGCGGCGCAUCCUGCUCGGGGAGCACCGGUUGGUGUCGGUGCACUGGCCCGCGUCGGUGCGCACCAUCCUGGGCUCCGGCUGCCUCUCCAACCUGCACGACUCCUCGCACAAGCAGCGCAAGAAGGUGAUUAUGCGGGCCUUCAGCCGCGAGGCGCUCCAGUGCUACGUGCCGGUGAUCGCCGAGGAAGUGGGCACUUGCCUGGAACAGUGGCUGAGCGGCGACGAGCGCGGCCUCCUGGUCUACCCCCAGGUGAAGCGCCUCAUGUUCCGCAUCGCCAUGCGCAUUCUGCUGGGCUGUGAGCCCCGGCUGGCUAGCGGCGGCGACGCAGAGCAGCAGCUGGUAGAGGCCUUCGAGGAAAUGACCCGCAAUCUCUUCUCGCUGCCCAUCGACGUGCCCUUCAGCGGGCUGUACCGGGGCAUGAAGGCGCGGAACCUCAUCCACGCACGCAUAGAGGAGAACGUUCGCGCCAAGAUCUGCGGGCUGCGGACGGCCGGCGCGGGCGGCGGCUGCAAAGAUGCGCUGCAGCUGUUGAUUGAGCACUCGUGGGAGAGGGGGGAGAGGCUGGACAUGCAGGCACUAAAGCAAUCUUCAACUGAACUCCUCUUUGGGGGACAUGAAACCACAGCUAGUGCAGCCACAUCUCUGAUUACUUACCUUGGCCUCUACCCCCAUGUUCUCCAGAAAGUUCGAGAGGAGCUCAAGAGUAAGGGUUUACUUUGCAAGAGCAAUCAAGACAACAAGUUGGACAUGGAAAUUUUGGAACAGCUUAAAUACAUCGGGUGUGUUAUUAAAGAGACCCUUCGACUGAAUCCCCCAGUUCCAGGAGGGUUUCGGGUUGCUCUUAAGACUUUUGAAUUAAAUGGUUACCAGAUUCCCAAGGGCUGGAAUGUUAUCUACAGUAUCUGUGAUACUCACGACGUGGCAGACAUCUUCACCAACAAGGAUGAAUUUAAUCCUGACAGAUUCCUGCUGCCUCACCCGGAGGAUGCGUCCAGGUUCAGCUUCAUUCCAUUUGGAGGAGGGCUGAGGAGCUGUGUAGGGAAGGAGUUUGCAAAAAUUCUGCUCAAAAUAUUUACAGUGGAGCUGGCCAGGCAUUGUGAAUGGCAGCUUCUAAAUGGACCUCCUACAAUGAAAACCAGUCCCACCGUGUACCCCGUGGAUGGUCUCCCUGCGAAGUUCACCCGUUUCCAGGGGGAGAUCUGA
Messenger RNA from Enhydra lutris kenyoni (northern sea otter), 1387 nucleotides. Its product is annotated as cytochrome P450 26A1. The coding region runs from base 38 to 1387 and encodes 449 amino acids. Gene Ontology annotation, biological process: sterol metabolic process. NCBI's taxonomy places the organism in Eukaryota, Metazoa, Chordata, Mammalia, Carnivora, Mustelidae. The record is from RefSeq and is a predicted model, not a curated record. Gene Ontology annotation, molecular function: monooxygenase activity; heme binding; oxidoreductase activity, acting on paired donors, with incorporation or reduction of molecular oxygen. The transcript is spliced from 7 exons.